GAACCCUUCGGACCCAGGCAGAUCUCCCCAUCUCCGGGACGGGACCCGGCGCGCACGCGACCCGACGCGACGACGCAAGCAGCAGUGGUGGGUAAGGGUGGACUCGACUCCGGCCGUCGCGAUGGCGGCCGCCGGCUGGCCGCUCUCCUCCUCCGUCGCCGACCUCCUCCCCGCCUCCCUCUCGCUCACCCUCCUCCUCGCCUCCCUCGUGGUCGUCGUGGUGCUGGCCGCCGCCGCCUUCUUCUUCGAGCACAUCCGCAAGAUCGGAUGCACGCACUCGCUGGAGAGGACUGAAGUCUCGGCCGCUUUCUUCGAGGACCCCAACUCGCUCAACAAGGUUCGUUGCCCUUCAAUUUACGACCCUGCUGAGAAGUACAUUUCGUUGAUCAUCCCCGCUUAUAACGAGGAGCACCGGCUUCCUGAGGCUCUCACAGAAACACUCAACUACCUGAAACAACGUUCAGCUGUCGAGAAGUCAUUUACUUACGAGGUCUUGAUCGUUGAUGAUGGAAGUACUGAUCAUACAUCAAAAGUUGCCUUCGAGUUUGUAAGGAAACAUAAAAUUGAUAAUGUUAGAGUUCUUCUACUUGGGAGAAACCAUGGUAAAGGCGAAGCAGUCAGAAAAGGCAUGCUCCAUUCACGUGGUGAACUGUUACUCAUGCUUGAUGCUGAUGGGGCAACUAAGGUUACUGAUUUGGAAAAGCUUGAAGCCCAGGUUCGCGCAUUGGCUAAAAAGGCUGAGUCCAGCCUAGCACCAUCUAGCAGUCCAUCUCAGAGACUAUCUGAUGCUGAAAUUGCUGUUUUUGGUUCACGUGCUCAUCUGGAGAAGCAGGCUCUUGCCACAAGGAAAUGGUAUCGGAAUUUUCUUAUGAAAGGUUUCCACCUGGUAGUUUUAUUGACAGCUGGUCCUGGGAUCAGAGACACACAGUGUGGUUUCAAGAUGUUUACUCGAGCUGCUGCAAGGAAACUUUUUACAAAUAUCAGAUUGAAGAGGUGGUGUUUUGAUGUUGAGCUUGUAUACCUAUGCAAGCAUCUCAGGAUCCCAAUGGCUGAAGUAUCUGUAAACUGGACUGAAAUACCUGGAUCCAAAGUGCGUAUGACAAGCAUCCUGCAUAUGGUAUUUGAGCUCCUGCUGAUCAAAGUAGGUUAUGGACUGAGCAUAUGGAAAAUCUAUUCAUAGACCAUAUGCACGGUACGCUGACAAUCACCAUAGCUUAUCAUCACUGGACUGUAUACCAAGCUUAGUCUCACAUGUAAAAUUUUUCCAAGAUUUUCACCUAGAGAGAAUCCAUUUGUGGCGCUGAGUAUUCCAUCAUAGAUUUCAACAAAGAUAUAGAUCACGUGUAUUGUUCCUGCUGAUGAAAUUCUUUAAUCAUUUUUUUAGCAUUUUACGAAGUUGGGAAGAAUCGAAAAUUUGACUACCCUU
Messenger RNA from Oryza sativa Japonica Group (Japanese rice), 1426 nucleotides. RefSeq lists its product as uncharacterized. Lineage: Eukaryota; Viridiplantae; Streptophyta; Magnoliopsida; Poales; Poaceae. Gene Ontology annotation, cellular component: endoplasmic reticulum membrane. The record is from RefSeq and is a predicted model, not a curated record.